This is a messenger RNA of Cyprinodon variegatus (sheepshead minnow), 2018 nucleotides long. RefSeq names its product S-arrestin-like (gene saga). NCBI's taxonomy places the organism in Eukaryota, Metazoa, Chordata, Actinopteri, Cyprinodontiformes, Cyprinodontidae. Gene Ontology annotation, molecular function: G protein-coupled receptor binding. Gene Ontology annotation, biological process: G protein-coupled receptor internalization; signal transduction. The transcript is spliced from 16 exons. The record is from RefSeq and is a predicted model, not a curated record. Gene Ontology annotation, cellular component: photoreceptor outer segment; photoreceptor inner segment. The coding region runs from base 102 to 1304 and encodes 400 amino acids.
UGUUUACAUAUAGAGCUGGUUGGACUAGCACCUGUCUCCUCCUCUCAUUCAGCAGCUCUACAGCACAGGCCUCUAGCAGCAGCUUAUUCAUCUUCACCAUCAUGAGUCCAAGAAACAUAAUUUUCAAGAAGACCUGCAAAGACAAGUCGGUGGGAGUGUUCAUGGGGAAGAGAGACUUUGUGGACCGCGUCGAUUCUGUGGAUCCAGUGGAUGGCGUUGUCCUCAUUGAUCCUGAGGCUCUGGCUGGGAGGAAAGUGUUUGUCACCCUGUCUUGCAUCUUUCGCUACGGCCGAGAUGACAUGGAUGUGAUGGGAAUAGCCUUCCGCAGGGAGCUGUUCCUGUCCACCCGCCAAGUAUAUCCACCCCUGCAGGACCGUGAGAAGGGAAUCCACACCAGGGUGCAGGCAAAGCUUCUGCGCAAACUAGGAAGCAAUGCCUACCCAUUCUUCUUCGAGUUUCCGGACAAUCUGCCUUGCUCAGUGGCUCUCCAACCAGCACCCCAUGAUGUUGGGAAGCAAUGUGCAGUGGAGUUCGAGAUUAAGGCAUUCAGUGCUGAGAGCCAGGAUGCAAAAGUGCGCAAACGGAGCACAGUAAAGCUAAUGCUCAGGAAGGUACAGUACGCUCCAGACUCACAGGGAGUCCCACCUACAGUUGAAACCACCAAGGACUUUGUCAUGUCUGACAAACCGCUGCAUGUUAAGGCCACACUGGAUAAAGAGCUUUACUAUCAUGGUGAGACAAUCCAUGUUGACGUCAACAUCACAAACAACUCUAACAAAACCAUCAAGAACGUCAUUCUUUCAGUUGACCAGGUUGCCACAGUGGUGUUGUUCUCCAAUGACAGCUACAUCAAAUGUGUGGACAUUGAGGAUUCUGGAGAUUCUGUGUCCGCCGGAGCGACGCUGCAGAAAGUCUACAAGUUGCUGCCGCUGCUGGCCAACAACAGGGAGAGGAGGGGCAUUGCUCUGGAUGGCAAACUGAAGCAUGAAGAUACCAACCUGGCCUCGUCCAGCAUCAUUAAGGAAGGACUUCAGAAGGAAGUUCUUGGAAUCAUGGUGUCAUACAAAGUUAUGGUGAAGCUCAUCGUUGGAGGGAUGAUGGGAUCUAGUGAGGUCGGCCUGGAGGUUCCCUUUAGACUGAUGCAUCCCAAACCAGACGCAGUCAAGGAGAGUGAGAUGGAGGACGAGCUUGUGUUCCAGGAAUUCAAGCGCUCCUACCUGAAGGGGAUCAUUGGAGCGGGCGAUGAUGAUGAUGAGGAAGGCAACGUGUCGGGCGGGGAUGACAUGGGGCCAAAAGAGAAGUAGAGGACAGAUGGCAGAGGGGUGGUUCUAGAAAAGGUCCUUUAAUGAAGGGCUGUUUAGAUGUUAUUUGUUGAGUGAAAAGUACUUCAGUUCCUAAAGGUUUUAUUACAGAAGAGCAUAAACACACUUUUAUUAAAACCAUGUCUCAGUUCUGCAAAUUUUAUAGGUGUAACAAAAAAUUAACUCUGCCAAAGAUUAUAUGGUAAAUGGCAUGUACUUACAUAGCGCCUUUUUCAAGUCAGGAGACUUGACCAAAGCGCUUUACACUACAUUCAUUCACCCAUUCACUCACACACUGAUGAUGGCAAGCUACAUUGUAGCCACAACUGCCCUGGGGCUCACUGACAGAAGCGGGGCUGCCGUACACUGGCGUCACCGGCCCCUCUGACCACCAUCAGUAGACAAUGCAGGUGAAGUGUCUUGCCCAAGGACACAACAACAAUGACAGUCAGAGCCAGGGCUUGGCCUUCAUUUUCAGGGCAAACUCCUACAUCCAACGCCACUGUCGCCCUACUUAAAUGAAAAAAACUUUGAGGAACUUAAUGUCAAGCACAUAUUCAUGCAAGACACAAAAACAAUCAUCUUUGUGGUGAAUUGUUAGAGGAUAGGUGGAAGUUGAGAAGAAAAGAACCCCAAACAUUUUGUAUUUUAUCUUUAAACAAUAAAUCUACCCAUUUAAGUUCAAUUCUGAAAAAAACAGCCCACAGGUAAAGAUGA